GACGACGACGGCUUCAGAGGCUCCUUGGAACAUCUCUCUCUCCACCAGACAGAUGGCUGGACUGUGUUUGAAGACUGUGACGCUGGUAUUCUUCCUGUCUGCUGGAAGUUUGGCUGCUGUGGACCAGAACACGCUUGCUGUGGACCAGAACACGCUUGCAGCGAACCAGGACACGCUUGCAGGACUUAUACUAGCCGUCAAGGAUAGGUACCUAAUAAAGGGUAUGUUCAGUCUGGCUCUAAGCAUCCAGAGCAAGAACCAGAACUUGGAGCAAAUCUUCAAAGACAACCCUGUAAACAAGGUGACAGAUCAGCUUUCAAAAGGUCUCGUGUACCGAGGCAAAAGACUUGCUGUAGCAAAAGUUAAAAAACCUGAACAUGCUGAGUUGCGACUUUUGACAAACUUAAGCCUUGUCAGCAAAAAGGGUGAUUUGUUGGUCAUCUACUCUUACGCUUCCUCUUGUUCCACAUCUUGUACAGUAAUCAACGGUCCUUACAACAUCAUCAAAAAGAUUAAUAAUGUCAUUGACAAGGGAAACUGGAGUAAAUACGCCUUUGUGUUUGAAAAAGUAUUCAGUCCCAAAAAUAAAACACACAUCGAAAAGUGUUUCCUGAGAAAGGCUCUUAAAGAUCUUGGAACAUCUAGAAUCACUCUUGCAAACAUAUUUCGCUGUUACGUACCGAAUAAAGCCAAUAGUUCUUUUCAGUGCACAAGCUGCUCCAGUGAUGGAGGAGUGACAGAAGCUUGUAUUGAUUACGAACAAGAAUGUCUAAAAGAGUGCUGCAGGAUUGAGUCCUAAAAUCUAGAAAUCAGCAGGCAUCUUUGCACUUCCUGUUUCCUCGUGUUGAAGUUUUCCCUUUGCUGAAUGUGUUUUUGCUUAGAUGUCUAAAAUAAGGUCGGUGGUUAACGUAAGCUUAAGAGAUUUUAACGUUUUGAUUUACGUCAUAAAAUACGUCAGUUAAUAUCCCCCGGCGUAACUUUCAAGUUUUUACGUUUCUUAAAAAUGGCGAUUGCUGAUCGUCACCAAGCUGUGUAGCCUCGUUGUGUUUAUAGCCCAAAAGCCUUUUACUUCUGCCAAUGGCAUAUACACUUCAAAAAUCAUAAAAGUGAUGUUCAUUUGUGAAGAUUAGUUUCAUAAGUAUCAUAAAUGUUUGUUUGCCACGGAGCUUAUUUUCUUCAAUAAUCCAAAAUAAGACUUUUUGUUGGGACUAAUAUGAAUAUGUGAGUACUAGCUAGCAAAACCUCGCAUUUAUCGCAAAAUUCACAUGUUCAACAGUCUGGGGUUAUUUUGAAUUUUGAUUUGAAAAUCAUUGCACCUGACUAAAUGAGUUGCCGUUGAAUACAUCUCAGAGAGAAUUCCGGUCCAUUCACCACCUAUGUUCAUGCACAGAAUACACAUUUACUAAAUAAAAACAUGAUACAUGUGUAACUCAAGUUGAAAACAAUGCAGGGGUUUGAUGAGGGACGAGUAGAUGUGUUGACUCCUGAAUAAAGAUGUUCUGUAAUGAUUUUGUUAAUAUAUAUUUAGUUAUUUGGCUUUGAUUUACCAAUUGGUGCUUGUGUAUCUUUGUCUUCAUAUGUUCUACUGAUUGCACAACCCACCAUUAUUUGAGAAUUGCUUUUGUUUUCGUUGUACAGGAACACUCUGUAUUCAUUUCAGUCAUUUUAGUAAUAAAUCAAUUAAAUAUUUAGGUAAAGCUAACACUCUAUAUGAGUAUGUAUGUCAUUG
Molecule: messenger RNA, 1729 nt
Organism: Anoplopoma fimbria (sablefish)
Lineage: Eukaryota; Metazoa; Chordata; Actinopteri; Perciformes; Anoplopomatidae
Exons: 3
Coding region: 53-799 (248 amino acids)
Source: RefSeq, a predicted model, not a curated record